Molecule: messenger RNA, 1912 nt
Organism: Sander lucioperca (pikeperch)
Lineage: Eukaryota; Metazoa; Chordata; Actinopteri; Perciformes; Percidae
Gene: frk
Product: fyn-related Src family tyrosine kinase
Exons: 8
Coding region: 194-1771 (525 amino acids)
Biological process (GO): innate immune response; cell differentiation; protein phosphorylation
Cellular component (GO): extrinsic component of cytoplasmic side of plasma membrane
Molecular function (GO): ATP binding; non-membrane spanning protein tyrosine kinase activity; signaling receptor binding
Source: RefSeq, a predicted model, not a curated record
CUACCAGGAAACGUGACGCUUAAGUGGCCCUUGUUCACCUCCCUUUGCCCCAGUGUUGUGUUGCAGUAGCUGCGUGUGUGCUGCUGUCCGCUCCUGGGAUUGUCCCCAUCACUCUGUUAUUAUGGGAUGUGGAUCAUGAGCGACGAGAGGAUUCCUGACACGGAAUGACCGCAGUGAUUGACGCGGCCACGCCAUGGAGAUCCAGAAGAGGUUUUCUUCGUGUUGGCAGAGUUUUCUGGCAUGUUUUAAAAAGCCCAACCAGCCCGGAGAUGAGCCCAGGCGCGGGGACAAAACGGACAUAGUUUUUGUUAAUCCCGUUCCCGAUGAUAAAACCACAAAUGUGGACUUCAUUUCAAAGAGAGCUUUACCGGCAGUGCCUCCCCCGGAGAAAGCAGCAGCGGGGCUUUAUAUCGCCCAGUAUGACUACUCGGCCCGCACCGAGCAGGACCUGAGCUUUAACGCCGGGGACACGUUAGAGGCUCUGGAUAAAAGUCCCGGGGAAUGGUGGUUUGCGAGAGCCCUCACCGGGGUCUCGGCCACCAAACAGGGAUACAUCCCGGCCAAUUAUGUGGCACCUGUGGAGAGUAUUGACGCAGAACCAUGGUAUUUCCCCGACACCAAGAGGCUGGACGCAGAGAAGCUGCUGUUGGCUGGAGGGAACCAGCAGGGCGCCUUCCUCAUCCGAAACUGUGAAAGUCAGACAGGGGAGCGCUCGCUCUCAGUGCUGGACAAUGGGAAGGUGAAGCAUUACAAGCUGAAAAAACUGGAGAAUGGUCACUACUAUGUGUCGAGGAUCAGAUCCUUUGCAACACUGGAGGAGUUGGUGGAACAUUACUCCAAAAUGGCCGAUGGCCUCUGUGUUCGUCUGGGGGAACCAUGCAAAAAGAUGGAGGCUCCACAGACUCAUGGCCUGUCCUACAACACUGUGGACCAAUGGGAGAUUGACCGCAACUCCAUCAAAUUGCUGAGGAAACUCGGAGCCGGUCAAUUUGGAGAAGUGUUCGAGGGCCUGUGGAACGAAACCACAGCAGUCGCAGUGAAGACCCUCAAACCUGGUACCAUGGACACUGAGGACUUCCUGAGGGAGGCUCAGAUCAUGAAGAGGCUGCGGCAUGCCAAGCUGAUCCAGCUGUAUGCCGUGUGCACCAUGGAGGAGCCCAUCUACAUCAUCACAGAGCUGAUGAAGAAUGGCAGCCUGCUGGAGUACCUACAAAAGGAUAAGGGCGCCACGCUGCGGAUCUCUGACCAGAUCGAGAUGGCGGCCCAGGUGGCGUCGGGCAUGGCUUUCCUGGAGCUGCAGAACUACAUCCACAGAGACCUGGCCGCCAGGAACGUCCUGGUGGGAGAGAACAACAUCUGCAAGGUGGCGGACUUCGGCCUCGCCAGGGUCUUCAUGAAAGAGAAUGAAAAUGUGUAUGAAGCCCGAGAGGGAACAAAAUUCCCUGUGAAGUGGACCGCUCUAGAGGCCAUCCACGAAAACAAGUUCAGCAUCAAAUCGGACGUUUGGUCUUUUGGAAUUUUGCUGUAUGAGAUCAUGACGUUUGGACAGAUGCCUUACCCAGCCAUGACGAACUACCAGGUGGUGCAGAAGCUUCCCCAUGGCUACAGGAUGCCGUGCCCCGCCAACUGCCCCAAAGUCAUGCACGACAUCAUGAUGGACUGCUGGAAGGAGAACGAGCAGGACCGGCCCACGUUCGAGACCCUGCAGUGGAAGCUGGAGGACUACUUCGACCUGGACGUCACCUCCUACGACGACGCUGGCCGCUACUAGCACAGCGAUCAGGCUGCUACACGUGCAAAGAAAAGACGCAAAAAACAAAGCUAUUCUUUCUGCACAGAUGUGAAAUCCAAAUCACCUGAAUCCAAACCUAAACCUACAUAGAUGAAUGAUCAAACGGAUUCAAAUGUAAUU